Molecule: messenger RNA, 609 nt
Organism: Hydra vulgaris (swiftwater hydra)
Lineage: Eukaryota; Metazoa; Cnidaria; Hydrozoa; Anthoathecata; Hydridae
Source: RefSeq, a predicted model, not a curated record
AGGGCAUAAUAAAGCAGAACUAACAAAACUUGUCCUUGAUGUUCUGAAAGUUAGACAAUACUCAAAUAAAAGAUUGAAAGGUGGGAGAAAAUUCACAGCAUUAUCAGCAAAUACAAAAAAUGCUUUGAAAAAAAACAAAUUAGGUAAAUCGUUCUGGAUGCGCUUUAAAGCUAAGAAUCCAAGCUUAACACUCAAGCGACAAGGAAAUGUGUCAAUAAAUAGAGCUCUCAAUUUCACAAAGGAAAUGGCAUGUUCCCACCUUGACAGUCUUGCAGAGGAAUUGAUCGAGGCUGGCAUUAUGACUGAAGCAGCCCAAAAGGAGACAGGAGUUUGGUCUGGAAAUAUUGAUCUAUGCAGAAUAUUUAAUCAUGAUGAAACACCACACUUUAUAAAUUUUGGUGUUGAUGGUACUCCUGCUGGUCUUGUUUUUGCUGCAAAAGGAGAAACAUGUUGUAAAAUGAUAAGAGAGAACCGUGAAUGUGUCACCAUUCAUCCUCUAGUAUCAUUUUCAGGUAGCUAUUUCCAUAUCACUUUUUUGAUAAAUAUUUAUAAUAUAGAUUGAAAGGGUGGUGUUGUAUAAUAUUUCUUUGUAAUUUUAAGAGACCUUUG